AUGGGAUUCGAGCAUAUGAAUGAGAACUUGCCGAGAGAGCAGCCUAAAGCCUUAACGCGAAGAGCAUGGCAAAAACGCACAGGAGUGAUCGUGGACGUCCGCGUCGAGGACCUUCUUGUUUUUGUCAUGGUCAAACGUGCUCGAUUUAGACACUACACCAUAAUCGCCCAAUACCUAACCGGAGUGUUCUUAAGCAGUCUGCUGGCUCCGAGGUGA
Messenger RNA from Penicillium angulare, 216 nucleotides. RefSeq lists its product as uncharacterized. The transcript has a single exon. NCBI's taxonomy places the organism in Eukaryota, Fungi, Ascomycota, Eurotiomycetes, Eurotiales, Aspergillaceae. The record is from RefSeq and is a predicted model, not a curated record. The coding region runs from base 1 to 216 and encodes 71 amino acids.